AUGCACCUGCCGGGUUGCGCCUCUGCCAUGGCCGAAGGCAGCUUCUCGCUCGCCGGCCACCUGCUCCGCGGGCAGGGAGGGAGCUCGUCGCGGCUGCAUAGCAUCGAAGCCAUCCUGGGUUUUGCCAAGAACGACGGAGUUCUCGGAGCCAGGAGGCCGGGCGCGCGGGCCGCCUGCCCCAGGGCGCUGGGGGAAGGCGCAGAGCCCUCCGCAGGGCCCGGCCCCGAACCCACCGCCAACUCCGAAGCCUCUCGGCCCUACUGCUCCAAGGACGCUGGAGAGGUGCGGCCGAGCCCCGGGCUGCCCAUUGGGCCUGCAGACAGCGGCGGCGGCGGAGGCGACGCGAAACCCGGGGAAGAGCAGCCCAAGAAAAAGCACCGGAGGAACCGCACCACCUUCACCACCUACCAGCUGCACGAGCUAGAACGCGCCUUCGAGAAGUCGCACUACCCCGAUGUGUAUAGCCGCGAGGAGCUGGCGGGCAAGGUCAACCUUCCUGAGGUCCGAGUGCAGGUGUGGUUCCAGAACCGUCGGGCCAAGUGGCGGCGGCAGGAGAAGCAAGAAGUGUCGUCCAUGAAGCUGCAGGACUCGCCGCUCCUCACCUUCAGCCGUUCCCCGCCCGCCGCGGCUCUGGCACCCCUCGGCCCGGGCCCCGGGGGUGGCAGCGCCGGCGGCGGCGGAGCCUGUGGACCCCCGGGGGGCGCGCUACCUCUGGAGUCGUGGCUCGGGCCGCCGCCGCCCAGCCUGCCCGCCAGCUACUCGCCGCCGCCACCGCCGCCCUUUCUCCACUCACCUCCGCUGGGCCCCGGCCUGCAGCCGCUCGGGCCGCCGCCGCCGCCCGCCUACCCGUGCGGCCCGGGCUUCAGCGACAAGUGCCCGCUGGAGGAAGCCGACCCGCGCAACAGCAGCAUCGCGGCGUUGCGCCUCAAGGCCAAGGAGCACAUCCAGGCCAUCGGGAAGCCCUGGCCCUCUCUCUAA
Messenger RNA from Suncus etruscus (white-toothed pygmy shrew), 978 nucleotides. RefSeq names its product retina and anterior neural fold homeobox (gene RAX). The record is from RefSeq and is a predicted model, not a curated record. Gene Ontology annotation, molecular function: DNA-binding transcription factor activity, RNA polymerase II-specific; RNA polymerase II cis-regulatory region sequence-specific DNA binding. Gene Ontology annotation, biological process: positive regulation of transcription by RNA polymerase II. The transcript has 3 exons. Bases 1 to 978 code for a protein of 325 amino acids. NCBI's taxonomy places the organism in Eukaryota, Metazoa, Chordata, Mammalia, Eulipotyphla, Soricidae.